Oldenlandia corymbosa var. corymbosa is the source of this 735-nucleotide messenger RNA. Lineage: Eukaryota; Viridiplantae; Streptophyta; Magnoliopsida; Gentianales; Rubiaceae. The record is from the annotation of a GenBank genome assembly.
AUGGCGACGGUGAAUGCAUCUGCUCUCUCAUUUCCGGCACGCUCCCUGAAUCUUCUGGCUUCACAGUCGUUUUCCCCAUUUGCUCUGGCGCCCACCUCCAUUUUAUUCCCUACUGAGUCAACCAGAUAUUCCAUUUCCACUUCCUCCUAUGAGCCCUCUAAAAGAAUGCCUAUCUUCGCCGUCAACAACAAGAUUAAUCAGAUAAGUACUGAAGCUUUUGAUGACGCCGGAGAGGAGAAAGACUUCAUUGAUGAGACUCGCUUGUAUUCCGUUGCUCCUUUACCCCUUUUAGUUUUCGCUGCCCUUCCUGGAGCUGAAACUGUGAGGUCUGUGUUUGGGCCAUUUGUUGAGCUUGUUAAGUCUUGGAACCUUCCUGAUUGGCUUGUCCACUGGGGGCACCCAGGCAACAUGGCUGUUGUGCUUUUCGCCAUGGGUGGUUAUGGAACUUACCUCGGUUUUCGGAUUAAAUUUUCAGAUGAUGUGGAGGAGAAGGCUAAAGCCAAAGAUUUGCAUCCAAAACUGUUAGGAGGGAUGUUUUUCUUCUUUGCACUUGGAGCUACUGGUGGAAUAACAUCUUUACUCACUUCAGAUAAACCUAUCCUGGAAAGUCCUCAUGCCGUGACAGGAAUUAUUGGCCUGGCUCUGUUGAGCUUACAGAGUGCAUUACCAGCAUUGUUUGAGGAAUUGGUUGAAGAGAUUCCAAAACGACAUUUCAACCUCCCAAAAAAGUACUAA